Molecule: messenger RNA, 1126 nt
Organism: Nematolebias whitei (Rio pearlfish)
Lineage: Eukaryota; Metazoa; Chordata; Actinopteri; Cyprinodontiformes; Rivulidae
Gene: plp1b
Product: proteolipid protein 1b
Exons: 7
Coding region: 1-774 (257 amino acids)
Biological process (GO): central nervous system myelination; axon development
Cellular component (GO): plasma membrane; myelin sheath
Molecular function (GO): structural constituent of myelin sheath
Source: RefSeq, a predicted model, not a curated record
AUGUUUCCGGUCAGGCAGCCUUGGCUUUGCAAAGCCUUAGGUUGUUUUGAUUGCUGUGUCCGGUGUAUUGGGGCAGUGCCCUACCCCUCCCUGGUGGCCACCUUGCUGUGUUAUGCCGGCACAGCAUUGUUUUGUGGCUGUGGGCAUGAAGCGCUGGCCCAGACCGAAGUCCUCAUUGAGACGUACUUUGCCCGCAACGCUCAGGACUACGUGGUCUUGGCCUCUUUUAUCAAAUACUUCCAGUACGUGAUCUACGGUCUGGCAUCCUUUUUCUUCCUCUAUGGCAUUCUGCUGCUGGCUGAGGGUUUCUACACUACAAGUGCAGUCAAGCAGACGUUUGGCGAGUUCAGGAGCACCCACUGUGGCCGCUGCCUCAGCCUGACGUUCAUCAUAGUGACGUACAUCUUGGGCUUCAUCUGGCUCGCGGUGUUCGCUUUUACUGCCAUCCCAGUCUUCUUCCUGUUCAACAUGGAGCAGACCUGUCACGACAUCAAUAUCCUGGCUGAGACCACCCCCAGCAUCAAUCAGCACAGCUGGAUUUGCAUGGACGCCAGGCAGUAUGGGCUGCUUCCUUGGAAUGCGAUGCCAGGCAAGUCCUGUGGAAUGACCUUGGCAUCAAUUUGCAAAACCAGUGAAUUCCAUCUCACCUACGACUUGUACAUAGCUGCGUUUGCCGGGGCUGGGAUCACUCUUUUGUCUCUGUUCCUGUAUCUGGCCGCCACCACCUAUAACUACGCCAUCUUGCGAUUCCUGGGCAGAAAAGGAAUUCGCUAAGUGCAACACAUCCGUCUGCACAUUCAACUCUUGAUUUAAAAUCCCUCUUCAAACAGCCACGUCAUGAAUCAUCUGCUGCCCCCACCACCACCACCACCACCACUCCUGACAAAUAACAGAAAAUUACUUUUCACUGUGAUGCACCAACAACAGAGAGAUGAAGAUCAUUCACACCUCGUAAUGAGCCCCGACCUGCUCCUCAAGUCCUCCUCUCAGACGAUCCUCUUCAGUUUCGUUGUUCGUUUUCUUUCUUGCAGGGGUGAACCGCUCGUUUGAUUCUUCCCGUGACGCCUCACUGGUGCUGACUGUGAUGUAUAACGUUUCGUGAAUAAUUAAGAGAAACGACAGCUUG